GUAUUUGAUCAAACAUCCGAUCCACAUUCGCAUGGCCCCCUUUGAAUACUACCUCAUUCCUGGUAUUCCAAGUUGUCCAUACCAAAGAGUACCAAACAGCAGCCCAGCCCAGUCGGUUAUUUGCUUUGGAUACCAUGUCUUCAUGCUGCAUAAAAGAAUCCCUACAUGUUCUAGCAAGUACAGUGCUUAGACCCCACCAUUGAAUGCAUUUUAUCCAAAUUGCUGAAGCAAUUAUACAAUGGAGGAAAAGGUGGUCACCAUCCUCCACACAUUUGUUGCAUAACCCCCAUGUAGUUGCUUCUAUUUCUGUGACUAUUCCUCUUUUGAACAGAUUGAGCUUUGAUGGAAUCCUGUCAUGCAAUAAUAACCACGCAAACCCACAAACUUAGUUAGGAAUGUUACUGUUCCAUAACCUUAUAAAUAAUGAUUCUUGUG
This is a messenger RNA of Rubroshorea leprosula, 435 nucleotides long. The record is from the annotation of a GenBank genome assembly. Lineage: Eukaryota; Viridiplantae; Streptophyta; Magnoliopsida; Malvales; Dipterocarpaceae.